Molecule: messenger RNA, 1111 nt
Organism: Carica papaya (papaya)
Lineage: Eukaryota; Viridiplantae; Streptophyta; Magnoliopsida; Brassicales; Caricaceae
Source: RefSeq, a predicted model, not a curated record
CACAUAAAGAAACAAACAGGCAUUAGAGGACAUAAAUUCAGACAUUCCAUAGAAUUUUAUUUUUUUUUCCUUUUUCUGCCUCAAAACCAGACAAUCCAUGGGCCUGGCUCUAUUUGGGAAAAUCUUUUUCACAAAACCAGGUUCGAACCCACCGACAUAUACUGCUCUUCUCAUCUAUAUAAGCCUGGUCAAUAAUACUCAAUACUAAAACUCAUGAGUUAAAGCUUUCGUCGCUUCUCAAUUCUACUACCAAGAACGUCGGCAUGAGCAACGAAGCCAACCAGAAAUCCAGCAGUACCGACGAAGAUGACGCUUUCUAUGCAAAACUUAAGAGGGAUAUUCUGCUUUUGAUGGAUGAUGAUGAAGAAGAGUAUCAUGAGGCUCUGUUUUGGAUGGCGAAUAUGGAUAGAGAUUUUCAUGAGGCCAAGAAAUCUGGCGUUGUUUCCGCCGGAGAUUCCCCGGCUGUCGUGGCAAAUAACGAGAAAGCGAAUGGAGAAACAGAAUAUUCACGUGUCACGAGAAACAGCAAUCAGACGUUUUGGAGGCCAAAAUUCGAUAACGAGUAUCAGAAAACAGAGGAUUCUAGAAUUGCCUACGAUGAAAACUGGAGUUUGAGUAGCCAACCAAUCGGUUUCUCCUAUCCAUCGCAGCCCGAGGGAGGUUACUUGUGGACUUAUAUGAUGCCAACCUGGUUCGGCAGCAACCCUGGGGGAAAAUCCAAUGGUACGGGAGUUUUUAUCCCCCCUGACACCAAAUCUCUUCCCCAGAUCAAACCCAAGAUAACAGACAAGCCCAAACCAAACUUGAGAGAGCCAAGAGAACCAAACUCGAGAGUGCCGAGAAAAUCAAACAAACCACCAAAGAAGAAGAGCUCAGAAACGUUCACUACCAAACAGAGAGUUUGAUAUUUUUAUAGAAUGAACAUUGUUAUUUGCCAACCAUGUUCUACUAGAAAUAAUGUAAGCACCAAAGGCAUUUAGGGCCUGAUGGUAAUAAUAAUUGGCGAUACUUCCCUUGCUAUUAUGCAGUCAGCUAUUCUUGUAAUGUAUCAGACAGAAAUAAAGCAUGUAUUUGGCCAAAAUUGAUAUGAAAAAUACUCAAUUAUAUGGCA